Eremomyces bilateralis CBS 781.70 is the source of this 1287-nucleotide messenger RNA. Its product is annotated as P-loop containing nucleoside triphosphate hydrolase protein. Gene Ontology annotation, molecular function: DNA binding; DNA clamp loader activity; ATP hydrolysis activity. Gene Ontology annotation, cellular component: nucleus; Ctf18 RFC-like complex; Elg1 RFC-like complex. The record is from RefSeq and is a predicted model, not a curated record. NCBI's taxonomy places the organism in Eukaryota, Fungi, Ascomycota, Dothideomycetes, Eremomycetales, Eremomycetaceae. Bases 118 to 1287 code for a protein of 389 amino acids. The transcript is spliced from 2 exons. Gene Ontology annotation, biological process: DNA repair; DNA-templated DNA replication.
AUCGACGACAACCUCACCGCGAGCGUUUAAGAUGAACUGAUUCCCGAUGAGCUGAUGCUCAAGCCAGAGAACAAUUGAUUAAUACCUUCAAAUUGCCAAGAUCCCACUACAGCCACAAUGUCGGACAUCGAUGAAGUCCACAUGGACAUCGACGCCGCGCCCGGUGCGCAAUCCAUCACAUUCUCCUCCGAGACGAAAGGCAAAAGAAGCGCAGCCAACCUUCCAGUCGAGGCAGAAGAUACUCUUCCAUGGGUUGAAAAAUAUCGACCGAAGACGCUAGAUGAUGUCUCAGGCCACCAGGAUAUCCUGGCGACCAUCAAUCGCUUCGUCGAAAAGAAUCGACUCCCGCAUCUCCUACUAUAUGGGCCACCGGGGACGGGGAAGACGUCGACCGUGUUGGCCCUGGCGCGGAAGAUAUAUGGCAGUAAGAACAUGCGGCAAAUGGUACUGGAGCUGAAUGCCAGUGAUGAUCGAGGUAUCAACGUCGUCCGGGAACAAAUCAAGACCUUCAGCAGCACCAAGCAGAUCUUCACCGCCGCCCCCCAACCCGGCGAUUCCUCCCUCGCCUCCUUCAAACUCAUCAUCCUCGACGAAGCCGAUGCCAUGACCGCCACCGCCCAAAUGGCCCUCCGCCGAAUCAUGGAGAAAUACACCGCCAACACCCGCUUCUGCAUCAUCGCCAACUACACCCACAAGCUCUCCCCCGCCCUCCUCUCCCGCUGCACCCGCUUCCGCUUCAGCCCCCUGAAAGACCUCGAUAUCCACCGCCUCAUCGACCGCGUCGUCGUCGAGGAAAAUGUCCAGAUCGACCCCGCCGCCGUUGAGAGUCUCGUCAAGCUCAGCAAGGGCGACAUGCGCCGGGCCCUAAACGUUCUGCAAGCGUGCCAUGCGAGCAGCACGCCGUUGCGUGCACCGGGGGAGCCCGCGCCGGACCCGACAACGAUCCGGCGGGACACGAUCACCGAGACGACGAUUUACGACUGCAUCGCGUCGCCGCAUCCGGAGGACAUCGUGCGCAUCGGAGACACGCUGCUGAACAACGUGGACGUGACGGGGUGCUUACAGACGAUCAAUGCGAUCAAGGUCGCAAAGGGGUUGGCGUUGGCGGAUAUCUUGACCGCGUUGUCGGAGCACUUGAUGGGGGCGGGCGUGCCGGCACAGACGCGGGUGACGUGGAUGGAGGGGUUGGCGGAUAUUGAACAUCGGUUGAGUGGAGGGGGGAGUGAGAUGAUUCAAACGGGGGCGAUGGUGGGAAUCAUCAGGAAAGGGGCAGAAAUGGCAGGGUAG